This is a messenger RNA of Plenodomus lingam JN3, 1584 nucleotides long. Lineage: Eukaryota; Fungi; Ascomycota; Dothideomycetes; Pleosporales; Leptosphaeriaceae. The record is from RefSeq and is a predicted model, not a curated record.
AUGGACUGGCAACUCCUCGAUUACGCCAAGGAAGCUGAAGAUACGGCUUCGGGCCUACACGUCUUCCUCAGUGAAAUUCCACAAUAUCGUAAAGACAUCACCGGCGACAUAGCAGAGCUGUUUGCCAUUUCAAACGCCCUCCAUGUACUGCACGAAGCCCUCGAUCUCUCGCUCUAUGGCCGCUACUCGGGUAGGAUUCUCAAAGACUUGGGCAUCUGUCUCCCGAGCCUGGGACAUACGCUAGAUGAUGUCCGCAACAUGUUCAGCAAGUCGAAGAAUAAGCAUCCCCCUGGCGCUUUUCCGGGAACCCCCCCAUAUUCAAUAAUAUGGCAAGAUGCGCUUGUCGAUCUCAAAGCUCAAGGCAUCUCCCUGCCCGUUCGAUUGGAGCUGUAUCGAACCUACUUGCAAGGCAUGUACGAUGCUCUGAAAGGAGAAGAAGAUGAGGAAGAGCUACACCACGUCAGACUUCGCCUCUCGAAACUGCUCAAGAAGCAGGUCCCUGUGGACCCUUGCUUCAGGCGACGGUCGUCAGUGCAUGUGCCCAGCAGAGCAGGAACUCCUAAGCCUGCGUCACCCAAGAUAUCUCGGCCAAGGAUCCACAGUCACUCCACAUACCCUACAGCUUAUAGUCCGCAGCCUCACCCCCAUCGAGCCUCUAUUGCAUCGACCUGGGGAGGGGUAGGCAUAGGAGACAUCCCGCUCAUUCCGCCGCCGGCUCCCGAAAUCCCACAAUCGCCGACUCAUUCUUCGGCGUCAUCACAUACAUACUCCAAUCACUCGGGAGACUCUGAGCCCGUCGCCCAUUGGGCCAUGAAGAUAUUCGACGGCCGACAUUCGUCCACGCCGUUCCAGACGCUGGGUGAUGCCACCAUCUGCCUGGGCCGAGAUGAGCCUCGGGUCAUUCAGAUGCUGGAUAGUGACGGGUUCGAGAAGGUCCUAGAGCUGCCAUUUGAAGCCACCAACGUAUGGGUGAGACUCUACUGGAGGGCUGAUGACAACCGUGCAAGGCUCCUGUUCCUCACCAUGGACCCAGAUGGUCGCCGCAUCAGGCAAUGCAUACCAGUGACCUUUUUGAAGAUUUUACGCACUGAAUCAUGUUUACAACUUUGUCGAGUCAAUCGCAAGGACGGGCAACUCGACCUGUGGGCACGCCUCCGAUUUACUCUCUACGAAACUAUGAAGCGUCAAGAUCAGAAUGGUAUCCCCGAAGGGUUAGAUGACUUCUUCCAACCGGGCGAGAAGAUGGAGUUCAGCGGCGAAACAAAAGAUGCAAGAUACCUCCAUGCGUUUCGAAUUUUCCGCGACGAAGACUCUGGCUGCGUACGCUUCGAAGUGACGGCUCGCCGCGGCCCAUUGAAAACGAUUCCCAUCUGGACAGCGUUUGUCACGCAGUACAUUGGGCACAAGGGCUGGAUGAAACGUGUUGGACCUGCUACGAUUCAGUUUGGUGAACUGCACCCAUACGUCUUUUGCGAUGGAUACAAACCACCAAAGGGCUCUACAGGAAGGUACCAGUUGACGUUUACGACACCUGAAGAUGCGCAUACUUUCCGAGAGAUAUUCCACCGGAUCAGAGUGCGAUGA